AUGGCUGAAGGAAUUGAUCGCAAGUCGGAUGAGCGCAUGGAAUUCUCGACCUCGAAGGAGGUGACUGUGGCACCUACCUUCGAGGCUAUGCACCUCAAGGAAAAUCUCCUUCGAGGCAUCUAUGCAUACGGAUACGAGUCGCCCUCCGCCGUUCAGUCUCGUGCUAUUGUGCAAAUCUGUAAAGGACGUGACACCAUUGCCCAAGCGCAGUCCGGUACCGGAAAGACUGCGACUUUCUCCAUCAGUAUCCUCCAAGUCAUUGACACUGCUGUAAGAGAGACGCAAGCUCUCGUUCUCUCCCCGACCCGCGAAUUAGCAACUCAGAUUCAAUCCGUUGUGAUGGCGCUCGGAGAUUACAUGAACGUCCAAUGCCACGCGUGUAUUGGCGGCACCAACGUCGGCGAAGACAUUCGCAAGCUCGACUACGGACAGCACGUUGUAUCUGGCACUCCCGGACGUGUCGCUGAUAUGAUCCGGCGCCGCAACUUGCGCACGCGCAACAUCAAGAUGCUUGUUCUUGACGAGGCCGACGAGCUGCUCAACCGGGGAUUCAGAGAACAGAUCUACGACGUGUACCGCUACCUCCCGCCUGCGACGCAAGUCGUCGUCGUUUCUGCCACGCUUCCGUACGAUGUGCUUGACAUGACGACCAAAUUCAUGACGGACCCGGUUCGCGUUCUUGUCAAGCGUGACGAGUUGACGCUGGAAGGUCUCAAGCAAUACUUUAUCGCGGUCGAAAAGGAAGAGUGGAAAUUCGACACCCUGUGUGAUCUCUACGACACCCUGACCAUUACCCAGGCCGUCAUCUUCUGCAACACGCGCAGAAAGGUCGACUGGCUGACCGACAAGAUGCGCGAAGCCAACUUUACCGUGUCGUCCAUGCACGGCGAGAUGCCCCAAAAGGAACGAGACAGCAUCAUGCAGGAUUUCCGCCAGGGAAACUCCCGUGUCUUGAUCUCGACGGACGUCUGGGCUCGUGGUAUCGACGUCCAGCAAGUCUCGCUCGUCAUCAACUACGAUCUCCCCAGUAACCGUGAAAACUACAUUCAUCGUAUCGGUCGUAGCGGCCGGUUCGGACGAAAGGGUGUCGCCAUCAACUUUGUCACCAGCGAGGACGUCCGAAUCCUUCGAGACAUUGAAUUGUAUUACUCUACCCAAAUCGACGAAAUGCCCAUGAACGUCGCCGACCUCCUCUCGUAA
Messenger RNA from Xylona heveae TC161, 1200 nucleotides. RefSeq names its product putative eukaryotic translation initiation factor eIF-4A subunit. The transcript is spliced from 8 exons. The coding region runs from base 1 to 1200 and encodes 399 amino acids. NCBI's taxonomy places the organism in Eukaryota, Fungi, Ascomycota, Xylonomycetes, Xylonales, Xylonaceae. The record is from RefSeq and is a predicted model, not a curated record. Gene Ontology annotation, cellular component: catalytic step 2 spliceosome; nucleolus. Gene Ontology annotation, molecular function: ATP binding; mRNA binding; RNA helicase activity.